Messenger RNA from Cetraspora pellucida, 436 nucleotides. Lineage: Eukaryota; Fungi; Glomeromycota; Glomeromycetes; Diversisporales; Gigasporaceae. The record is from the annotation of a GenBank genome assembly.
AUAUCUUCAACAAUUAACUGAUAAUAAGCAAAAUCACACAAAUAAUUACAAUGAUAGCUUUAUAAAAGAACAUAUGUUUUACAGAGAAGUAUGGGAGCUAGUACAUAAAGCAACAAAUAAAUGUCUACUAUAUCAAGAUGAUGAGUUUGUUAAUAUAGUUAAGACUUAUUUGUCUAAUGUAUAUAAAUGUGAAAAGAAGUUUACCCAAAUUCAAAUGUCUGAUUCAGAGAGUGACGAGUUAAAUGACAAGUCAAGUAAAGAGAAUGCACCAGCCUUUAAACUUAGAAAUCUACUAAAGAUUGCUACUAGAGGUAGACUGAAGGCAUCUACAUAUUAUAAUAAUAACCAAAGUCAAAAACCAAAGGAUACAAGAACUUUGUCUAAUAAGCAAUAUCAGCAAAAAUCUAAGGAUACAAAAGGCUCAUCUAACAAAUGA